AUGGCCGCGCCAGCAAUAGCAACAGGGACGCAACAGCCGAUCGUGGUCGAAGUCCCCCCCAUCAACAACCCAGCCAUCGACGUCUCCACCCUCCCACCCCUAGACGUCACCAAACCGCCUCCGCCGCGCACCAACGCCCUCUUCGACACCCUCCUCGACACAUACGCCUCCUUCCAGGCGCGGCGGGAAGCGCUCGGCCUCAGCAACCCGGGCACCGUCGACCAGAUCUCCAAGGAAGUCCAGCGCGACGUCUUCCUCACCAACCAGACCUUCUCCGGCCUGCGCGCCGAACUAAACAAGAGCUUCUCCAUCAACCCCAUCUUCCAAGUCAGCCAUGCCUUUUCCAUGGGCUCCCAGCAAUUAUCGCCCUAUACCUUCCUCGCCCUCUACGGCACGGAUAAUCUCCUCCUCCAAGGCCAAGUCGACUCCGACCUCUCCUUCUCCGCCCGCCUCAACGCCCGCCUCCACCCUCGCCUCACCCAAAAAUGCUCCCUCCAAAUCCAACCCUCCGCCGGCAUGUCCCCCGGCGGCGCCCAGAUCUCCCUCGAACAAGACUACAUCGGCUCCGACUUCACCGCGCAACUCAAAUCCAUCAACCCGUCCAUCCUCGAAGGCUCGCUGACGGGCAUGUUCAUCGGCUCGUACUUGCAAUCUAUCACGCCCCGACUCAGUGUGGGGUUGGAAGGUGUGUGGCAGAAACCGGGCGGGGAUAUGGGACCCGAGGCUGCAUUGUCCUAUGCCGCGCGGUGGAAGGGCGAUGAUUGGAUCGCUUCCGCACAACUACUCACGCAAGGCGGGUUGCAGGGGAGUUAUUGGCGGCGGUUGACGGAUAAGGUUGAGACGGGCGUGGAUGUCAAUCUGCAGUUUGCCGGCCUGUCCGGGGCGAACGCCAUGAUGGGCGGGAUGAGGAAGGAGGGGACGGCGACGCUGGGGGCCAAGUAUGAGUUCUCCCGGUCCAUUUUCCGCGCGCAGGUCGAUAGUCAGGGCAAGAUUGGGUGUCUGUUGGACAAGGUCAUUGCGCCGCCGGUGCGCGUCACGUUUGCGGGGGAGAUGGAUCAUGCGAAGAACGCCGCCAAGCUCGGCCUCGCCGUCUCGAUCGAGGCGUCGGGUGAAGAGCUCAUGGAGCAGCAGGAUAGAGUCAUACCAGCCUCGCCGCCCUUCUAA
Molecule: messenger RNA, 1164 nt
Organism: Recurvomyces mirabilis
Lineage: Eukaryota; Fungi; Ascomycota; Dothideomycetes; Mycosphaerellales; Teratosphaeriaceae
Gene: TOM40
Product: translocase of outer mitochondrial membrane
Exons: 3
Coding region: 1-1164 (387 amino acids)
Biological process (GO): protein import into mitochondrial matrix
Cellular component (GO): mitochondrial outer membrane; mitochondrial outer membrane translocase complex
Molecular function (GO): transmembrane protein transporter activity
Source: RefSeq, a predicted model, not a curated record